AUGGCGUCCUAUCUAGUUCUAAUAGUUGUAUCAGUGAUUUUUAUCGUUUAUGGAGGGAAGGUGAAUAAGAAACAGGGGAGAAGGGAAGGGCUCUGGAGAAAGAAACAAGCCGCCAUACAGGCACGAACGGACUUUAACAAACUAUGGGACGCUACUUUGGAGAAAGAUGAUAAAGAUAUGAAGGACCGUCCCCUCAGAGGACCAGGGGGAAGAGAGUUCAAAGGAUUGAAGGAUAUAUUUACUGAUGAUACCAAAACUCAAAGGUAUUUGCUGUUCCAAAAUGCAAGGACACAGAUUGGUAAAUUGAGGAACCAGCGAAACUUUAAAAUGGAGGAGAACUUCUUUUCCUUGAUGGAAACUAAUCACAGUCAACACGAUAUACAUUCCAGACACCCUAGUGAGAAGAAGAGUUACCUAGGAGUUAACAUGACUCAGAACUCCAGGAGUGAGGCACCACUUCAACUGAGCUCCAGUCCUGGAUCCCAGCAACCUCCUCCACCCAGACACAGUCUACUUAGGAGUACUAGAAGUAAGAGAAGUGAAGACACUCUGGACUGGAGAGAUUAUGGAGCUGUUACUUCCGUCAAAAACCAAGGGUCUUGCGGGUCAUGUUGGGCGUUUGGUUCGGUGGCAGCGAUGGAGGGAGCGUACUUCCUAGCCACAGGGAACGCUAAGAAUUUUAGUGAACAGCAGCAGUUGGAUUGUAGUGAAGAUUACGGAUGUAGUGGUGGAUGGUGGCCCACAGUAUGGGAUGAUGUAAGGACCAACUCCUACAUUUCUCUAAUGGAAGACUAUUCUUAUGUUGGUGAAAGUACGUUAAUAUCCUGUUACAUAUAA
Molecule: messenger RNA, 837 nt
Organism: Bolinopsis microptera
Lineage: Eukaryota; Metazoa; Ctenophora; Tentaculata; Lobata; Bolinopsidae
Exons: 7
Coding region: 1-837 (278 amino acids)
Cellular component (GO): lysosome
Molecular function (GO): cysteine-type endopeptidase activity
Source: RefSeq, a predicted model, not a curated record